UAUCACGUGUUUAGUAUCAACAACCACGAUGUCAGAAGAGAAUCAGCAUACCUCGGAAGAAACCGAAGAAGAAAUGAAUGCCGAAAAUCACAGUAACGAACAAUCUAAAAGUGACACAAGUAUAUUAAACAAUGAAAUGGAACAACCUAUGUUAGAAGACGAAGAAAUGCCGACGUACAUUAGCGUAUCGACUCCGUCGAGGCGCGAAGAAUCGGAUAUCAAUAAUACAAAACAACAAGACAGGAUACCAAUAGAAGAGGAUCACAGUCGAAGUCCUUAUCCUAGUGAUGAUCAAGGAGGAGGUAGUAUUUAUGUGUUAUCUUCUGGGGAAGAGAGUAAUCACCCUUACAACAACGAAGAUGAAGAAGAUGAGUAUGCAGACAGUGAAGAUAUGGAUGAAAUGGAACUUGAAAAUGAUCGUGAAAAUAUAAUGUUAGAAGAUGAAGAAGAGGAUGAUGAUGAUGAUGAGGAUAUUGAAACAGAAUACGACCCAGAUUGUUUUGAUAGAGCGUCUGAUGAUUUUAUUUUAAAUAACAGAAUGAAACAACACCAUAAAGAAAGAAGUUUAUCCUUACAAGAUUUAAGUUUCACUAAGAACAAUAUUCAUAGUCCGUAUAAUAAUAAGAAGAGGCACAGUUUAAAUAUAUUUGCGCAAAACUAUACAGGCCUACAACCAAAUCCUGUUGCAAAUAAAAGGCUGUCUAUGCCACUUAAAUAUCAACAUGUGGAAAGUAAAGUAAAACGGUAUAUUAGAGACAUAAAGGAACAAAAUAGGAAGUCAAUGGAAAAACGUGUUAAAGAACAAGAAUACAUAAUAAAUAAAGAUUACGAAGAAAAUGAAAAUAAUGACACUGAUCCAUUAAAACUACCAGAAACAAACAAGGUCAUAAAAGAUUAUGCAGAGAAGGCAAUUAAGGAUUUGCAACGUGAAGAAAAUAAUGAAGCUGGUAAUUCAAUUUAUAAUACAGCACAAAUAGUAGAAAACUGUGAUAAUAACAAAAUAGAUAUCAAAAUAACUGAAAGUCAAUAUAAAAAUAUUCGAAGGGACGGUGACGUGAACGCAUACAAUGAUAUUCAAAAUGAAAAACGUGCACAAAACUGCGAUGAUAAAUUAGAGAAACGAAAUGGUUCUGUAGAUGUUAAUGCACAUCAUAUUGAAUAUCAAAAUACAGUAGAUAGGAAUGUAAAAUUUAAUAACAUGGAUCAACCUUCUUUAGUUAACGGUCAUCAGCAGGCACCUACAGUUUUCAAUCUACGUACAUUAAGCUAUGAAGAAUACAUGCAUGGUACACCCAACUCUGGACAAAAGGAAGACACGAAGGAGCAAAGGCACAAGACUCAAGAAAAAACUAGUGAACCAGAAACAUAUAAUGACACGGAGAUGAUUAAUAUACAAGAAAUGGAAAACAGUAAUACAAGCUGUGCAUUGAAAAUUGAGAAUGUCAAAAGUAUCAGAGUAAUGCAGGAUGAAUCAGAAAGUUUAAAUUUUGCAAAAACGAAUACCGAAAAUAUGGAAAUAAUGCAGCUGAAAGCUCAGCUGACUCAAAAAGAUGCUCAGUUUCAUAAUUUACGAAAUGCUUAUCAAAAAACAUUGGCCGAAAACAUAAAAAUGAAACAAGAAUUAGAUGCUUUAAAGAAGUCGUUAGCAAAAUAUGAAAAUGAAAGCAAAGUGUGUGAAACAAAAAUUGCAGCUGUGCAAACUGAGACUACUGUAGAUACAACAUCCAAACCAAAAAUAAUUGUUACUACAGUAGAUACAAAUAAUAAAAUGUCCACCAGCAGUGUUGCAUCUACAAUAAGUUCUAUUGAUCACUGGGCAGAUAGCGCUUGUAGUCCAGCUAUAUCUAUUAAACCACCUGAUGUGACACCAAUUCUUAAUUCUGACGAUAGUAUGAUACUCACUGAUGGUACUCCAAGAAAAUUGCCAUAUCCAUUGUCUCGAACAUUCAUUACUUCAUCUCGGAUCUUGCAGACUCUCUCCAACAUAACGCAAGGCAAAACAAAGGUUGAAAGUCCAUUGGUGAGAAAUUCCAAAAAACGAACAAACGAAACUUCAUUGAAUCAUUUAUCAAAUUUGGAGUACAAUUCUCCAAUGCACGCUUCAACUUCCAAAAAACGAAAAGCAACAGAUAUGCUUGGUGCUUCCACUUUCGUUCAACCAUUUAAAAUACCUCACACAGCCAUGUCAUCUGAAAACAAAGAUACUAGUGCCACGAAUGUGGUAUUUAAAUAUUCAGAGGAACAUCCAAAUAAAAAAGCAGAACAAUCACAGGAUACAUCUAUGAAUAAAAACAAUGAAGAUUCUGUACCCUUAGAAACUGAAGCUGAAGAAACUAAUGAUCUUGAUGAAGAUGUAAAAUGCUUCGUAUAUAGAGAUAAUGAAAAUAGCAAAAAUAAAAGUUUCUUGAUUCAAGCAGAAGAACCAACAAAAGAUGCAAUGGAAAAUGAUAAGAAUCGUAUCCAAGAAUGCGGUCCUUACUUAUUAGGUAAUCUUGAAGUAAGAAUGUCUGAAAUAAAUGGUACAAUUAGCAUUUGGGGUAAAGAAGUCAAUCGGGAAUCUCCUAGUGAUAACGAAGACGAUAUGGAGGUGUCUAUAAAGUCGAUUGAAAAGAAAACAUGUAUGUGUUUGGAAAAAACACCGCAGGCCAGAUUUAAUGGCAAUUCACUUGUAUGUUCAACUAAUAGAAAACAGAAGCCCCCGUCAAGACUCAAUAAAUCUGGUGUUUCUCCGUGUCGUCACUCUAUGCCAUCAAAUACGAUGAAAUCGCCUUUUUUACUAGAUGAUCUAAACGAUCAGAGAUACGUGGGUAAUCUUUUCACCCGAAGGAACAGCGUGGCCUCGUGUAGGAAUUGCGAUUCUGCUCAACAUCGAAAAGCAUGGUCGACGUGUAAAAGCAUGUCGGAUUCGCAAGAAAAAUUACAUUCCUGUUGCUCGAACCACACAGAAUUCAUAGAUAAAGACUACAACUGCGGCUCGUAUCACGACAGACAGAUGUACGACGAUAGUCCUAAUCAUAGUAAAGAUAAAUUCCAUGUUAAAGGGGUUCGAAGGAAUUCCCUCAGAAAUGUAUUCAGUCCUGAAUUGAGUAACCAUUUACACGAAAACACGAAUACCGCCACCGAAAUGAAUGAAGUAACUUGCAAGUACAAUAAUACAUGUCGACGUUCCCUACAAAAUACAUCCAAUAGUAGCCAACAUUCAACAAAAUAUUUUAACACCAAUAGGGAUGACACAUGUACGUGUAAGUCAUCCUCGGGAAGUACACAUAAACACGACUGUUUUGAAAGGCCAACGUGUAGUUAUAGUCACUCAAACGAAGGCGAAGAAGAUCUUCUAAUUCCGUCGAAAUUAUCUGGCGAAACACCUGAAACAAGGCAACGGAGAUUAAGUGGCAAAAGGGUGCGAGGAAUUCUUAUGGAUCUCUUAAGAGGGUGUGGAGACUGUCGUAGCCCUAAUGAUAAUAGUGUCAACAAAAGCAGUCUAAAACAGAAGGAUUCAUCCCACAUAACGAACGGUUCACCGUGUAGUAAAGUCUCUCAGUGUCCUACGCCUGAACCAACAUGUUCGAGUUCUACGCAAUGCAAUGACAGAUGCUGUCAUGCAUAUGCCAGACGAAUCGAGUCUCAACUGGAAGAGUUCCGAAUGGAAAUGGAAAGAGUACGAUCACGUUCGGAUGCAAUCCUCGACAUGCUCAAUAUGCUUCACUCUGUUGACAUGAACUAAAGAAACCACUAUGACUCUUAAACUAAGUGCUUUUUCCUUGUACAAAUCACUAUUUCUUAAUUUCCUUAAGUCAAGGUGUACGCACUAUUGUCAAACUAUUUUAUUUACCUCUUCUACUUCAUUGCAUAUAAAAAGUACGUGAUCGAUUUAUUGAAUAAAAUACAUUCGCGUCGAAAAAAACGAAAGAAACUGCAACAUUGUACUAUACACAUCGUUUUUGUAUUACAACAUUUCAAUUUACGUGAGAUCCUAUUCACAAUCAAAUUUCGUAAUGAUUUUUGUAUCCUACAGUUUAAAUAUGUAUCACUUUUUCAACGACAAUUUAUCUAUAGUGUUAUAGACGUAUCUACCUACGAAGAUUAGACAAUUUUUGUGUUUUGUUCUCGAUGAACAAUGUUUGACAUAGUAAUAUUUAUGCGAGUGCACAGUAAGACGACU
Dufourea novaeangliae is the source of this 4162-nucleotide messenger RNA. Its product is annotated as MATH and LRR domain-containing protein PFE0570w-like. NCBI's taxonomy places the organism in Eukaryota, Metazoa, Arthropoda, Insecta, Hymenoptera, Halictidae. The record is from RefSeq and is a predicted model, not a curated record. The transcript is spliced from 5 exons. The coding region runs from base 29 to 3724 and encodes 1231 amino acids.